UUUCAUUCUCUAAUUUCUUUUUUUUACAAACUUGAGCACGUCUUUGUAUAGAAUGAUUUUCUGAGCCUAUCUUACAACAGCUUACACAUGAUGAAAAAUUUUAACUGUUCUUGUGCUACGUUUGCUCAAUUGCUAAGCUUUUGCCCUCAUUUCAUAAACUGCUCCUCCUCGGUAGUCUAGUGGAAUCUAGUACCUUGUUCCUUUCACCUGGAGUGAUUUUCAAGGUUUCUGUAUUAUGUAUUAUGAAGGAAGUUAGAAGUAAGGAAUCAUGGGCUUUGGAAUCAACGGUUUUCCUCAGUCUGAGCUUCACCACUUUUUCACUAUUUGGCCUAUUUCCUUAAGGGUUCCAGGUGUUAAAAUAGAGAUUGCAAGGUCGCAAGCCUGCUAGGUAAUCGUAGAUCUCUGUUUUAAAUAUUUAAGUCACAAGGUUUACUGCGUGUUUGAUGAACCUUUAGAAGGGCACCUUAUACGCUAGUGGUUUGUGCCUGCACAUUCGCUUUUGCCCCUCCUUGCGGUUGGUUUCCAGGGUUCCCAGGUGAUGUGCUGACGGAGGACUGUCCUUCGAGAACCACUCCGAGGUGUGAAGGGACUGUACCCCCUCCCUCGCACGGCCCAGCUGCACUCCCAGGACUGCUCUGGGGGUAGGCAUGCUAGCGGCAGCAUUUGCCUAGCGUUGCAACGAAGGCCUUGGUCUCCAAGCCACCACAGAGGGACUGAAAAUGGGAACCAAAGUUUAUUUUCGUGACCGUUUUUAAGAUUGAGAAAAGGGGUAUUUAGAUGAUGAUUUGGGGAACAUCGAAGUAGUUUUGUGUCCGAUUUGCAAAAAAACUGCUAAGGAAAGUAAAGCUGACUCAACAGUGGCUGUAGCACGAUGGUAAAAAGUAGGUAGGAAUGCCAUCCGGGCUGAUGAGGUCAGCUAAAAAGAACAGCAAUUAGAGGGUAUCAGGCUUGAUUGAGGAGAGAAGGGGCACGAGGCCGGCAGCCGCCAUGUCGAGAGUGGGAGGUGCGAGGCGGCCGCGGCAGGAAGAGGGACGCGCUUCCGUGGGUGGGUCGUGCGCACACGCACUUCCGUCGCGCCUGCGCAGUGGGCGCUCCGGCUCAGCGUGGUGGCGGUUAGUUGAGAUCAGCCGGCUAGGAGGAGACUGCCCCUUAAAUCCCGAGGCGAUGCGCUCUGGUGCAGCUGUCAGGGCCGGCCGCAAGGUCUGCAGGGUCCUGUUGUCUGGGUUUGGGGGUCGACUAGAUGGAGGCCAGGCGGAGCGGCUGACAGAAGGGAGUAGCUCUCUCGGAGGGCCCCUGAGUUCGCACGAGGAGCUGCCCCGGGGGAGCGAGCCGAGAGAAGCCCCGGAGUCCGGUAGCGGGGGCAGCGAGGCGCUGGUGGAGAUGUGUCAGAGAAGAUAUUUCCUCAGUGGCACCGAGCGGCAGCUUAGCCGAGAGUCUCUUCUGAGCGGGUGCCACCCCGGCUUUGGUCCCUUGGGCAUAGAGUUGCGGAAGAACCUGGCGGCGGAAUGGUGGUCCUCGGUGGUAGCGUUCAGGGAGCAGGUCUUCCCGGUGGACGCCCUGCACCAUGAACCAGGCCCUGCGCUGCCCAGGGACAGUGCCUUCAGGUUAGUUUCUGCAGAAACGCUACGCGAAAUCUUGCAAGACAAAGAGAUGAGUAAGGAACAGCUAGUAGCAUUUCUUGAGAACUUACUAAAAACUUCUGGGAAGCUACGGGAGAGCCUUCUUCACGGUGCCUUGGAGCACUAUGUUAAUUGCCUGGAUCUGGUAAACAAGAGGUUACCUUAUGGCCUUGCUCAGAUUGGAGUGUGUUUUCAUCCUGUUUCUGAUACUAAGCAGACACCUGAUGGUGUUAAAAGAAUUGGUGAGAAGACUGAAGCUUCACUAGUAUGGUUCACUUCAGCAAGAACUGCAAGCCAAUGGCUUGAUUUCUGGCUACGUCAUCGACUCCUAUGGUGGAGAAAGUUUGCCAUGAGUCCAUCUAACUUCAGCAGCAGCGAUUGUCAGGAUGAAGAGGGACGAAAAGGAAACAAACUUUAUUACAAUUUUCCCUGGGGAAAGGAGCCAAUAGAAACCCUGUGGAAUUUAGGAGAUCAUGAACUUUUGCACAUGUAUCCUGGAAAUGGGUCUCAAUUAUACGGCCGAGAUGGACGAAAAAGCGUGGUUCCUUCUGUUUUAUCUAUAAAUGGAGAUCUAGACCGAGGCAUGUUGGCUUACCUCUACGAUUCUUUCCAGCUAACAGAGAACUCCUUUACAAGAAAGAAAAAUCUUCAUAGAAAGGUACUUAAACUUCACCCCUGUUUAGCCCCUAUUAAGGUUGCUUUGGAUGUGGGAAGAGGCCCAACAGUGGAAUUAAGACAGGUUUGUCAAGGGCUAUUUAAUGAAUUACUAGAAAGUGGAAUUUCUGUGUGGCCUGGUUAUUUGGAAACUGUGCAGUCCUCAUUGGAACAACUUUAUUCAAAAUAUGAUGAAAUGAGUAUCCUCUUCACGGUUUUAAUUACUGAAGCUACUUUGGAGAAUGGAUUAAUACAUCUGAGAAGUAGAGACACCACAAUGAAGGAAAUGAUGCAUAUAUCCAAACACCAACAACCACCAACCCAUGGCCAGUCCUGCCUCACCCACCCAGCGCCAGCCUUCCAGGCUUUUUUGAAGCAAAUCACAGCUAUCACUUCGUUUAUUGAAAGAUGAAUCCAGAGGCUUGAUCAAUUUCAUUUUCAACUUUUGGUGGCUAGAUUAUUUCAUGGGUUGUGUUCUCCCAUCAGGAGGCAGUAAGGUCUGGUGGUUUCUGUUUUGGGGAUGCUAGUAAUCACUGAUCAAUGCCCAGAUCAGUCAGUUCCUUAGAGGUAGCAAAAUGGUGAUAUUCUGAUUCUGCCUUCCUGCUUCAUUCAUUAGCUAGAAUGUUUCUACAAAGAAAAACAUCUCAUCUGCUGUUUGCUUAGAGAUAUGGGAAAGGUAUGAUAAAUACUGGAUUCAUCCCCUUUAAAGUUAUUCUUUUGAUGCUCAAAUUGUCCUAUCUUUGGCCUGUGGGAGCCUCUUCAAGUUGGCCUCGAGACCUUUUGAUACAACUUUAGUAGUCUUCAGUAGCUUCCUUGCUAUCUAAUGUAGAGGUUAUGUAUUUCAGAGUUUCUCCAGGGAGCCCUGGUUCCUUUUAUUGGAAAACACUGUUUGGAGACCAUACUCUGGGUAGUAGGGAUGCUCGUUGUUGGAAAGUGAUCUUUGUUCCUAGGCCUUUUCUGUGUUUAGAGCUAGCAAAUAUAUGUGUGUGUAUAUUUCCCCCAAAUUAAAAAAUUCAUCAUGAAUUCA
Molecule: messenger RNA, 3300 nt
Organism: Equus caballus (horse)
Lineage: Eukaryota; Metazoa; Chordata; Mammalia; Perissodactyla; Equidae
Gene: POLG2
Product: DNA polymerase gamma 2, accessory subunit
Biological process (GO): mitochondrial DNA replication
Cellular component (GO): mitochondrion; cytoplasm
Source: RefSeq, a predicted model, not a curated record